CUAUUCCGGGGUUACGACGGAGCAUUUAGUAUGUCAAUGCGGCAGUCUUCCAAUCCAAUCCAACUUUCAAUACAUUUGCAUUUUUCAAGGAGUGUGCAACGAUUUCGAAAAUAAAUUCGCUAGGGAUAGUCUUCUAGAGUCUAGUAGAGUAUUAUAUUUCAAAUUUCAAUAGUUGUCUUGGGUGGACAUGUUAUCUUUACUCGGGCCCUCUUCUAUUCUAUAACCUUAGUAUGGCUGCUUUGUUGAAAAAAAGAGCACUCGCUGAGUACAGUCAAACUAUCCAGGAACCAUCCACAUCUCAUUUACCCAUAAAAAAAUUACGCCUAGUGAAAAAAUCAACCCCAACCUUUUCAAAUUCUGCAAUAACACUCAUUAACCAUCUCGAGGAAUGCAAAACCUCUCAGGAAGCAUUGAAGCUACUGUUGCUUGUAUCAGAUCUGGAUUUGGAUGCAGCAGAGGUCCAAGAUACUAUAAAAAAACUCACUGACCAUUUCAAGAACGAAUCAGAGUCGGCAGUGAGGGUUAAAAUCCUUUCUUUGAUGUGUGAAAUAGGGCACAAACAUAACAGUGAUGUUGGAUCUAUCAUAGAUGAGACUAUCAUGUUGCUGAGGAAUGACAAAUCCCAUAAAGUUAUUGCUCAAGGAAUGAACACUAUAUUGAAGCUUGGUAAUUUGGUGAAUGAUACAGUUGUUGUGUUUCAUCAGAAGCUGGUAGAAGUGGCUAAGAUAUAUUUGAAAGAUGUUAGUCACAGUGUCAAGAGGAAAUGCUUAGAGAUAAUUGGGGCACAUACACCUUUAGGUGAAGAUGUGGAGAAAGUGAUCCACCUUGUAAGUUCUUUCUUCAACCAUGACGAUGCAAGAGUCAGAAGUCAAGCCUUUUCUACAGUAGUGACACUUCAUGAAAGAGGCUUUAAAAUCAAUCCAAACAUUUAUGUAGAUGUAUGUGAAGCCCUUAAAGAUGAUUAUGAGAUUGUCAGACAUGUUGUAUUGCAACUUAUAUAUAUUUUGGGCAAUAGUUAUCCUGAAAACGUAAUAUUAGUCACUGGUAGUGAUCAUCAAAUAAGACUGGUAGAUGACGCAUUUGGAAAAGUCUGUAAUGCUGUGACAGAUCUGUCAAUGAAUGUGAGAAUGCUAGCCGCAAAACUUCUAGGUGGUAUGAAGUUAGUCAGUCCCAAGUUUCUCAGUCAAACUUUGGAUAAAAAGCUUAUGUCAAAUAUGAGAAGAAAGAGAACAGCACAUGAACUUGCCUGGGAAAACAUAACCAGUGGUGAAUGGGCCAGUGGAAAAAAAUGGGCAGAUGAUGCUCCUAAAGAACUUCUUGAUGCGGAAAGCAUUAAUCUUAUGAGCAGUGGUGCUUGUGGAGCAUUUGUGCAUGGAUUAGAAGAUGAAUUUUUAGAGGUACGAUCAGCAGCUGUAGAGUCUCUAUGUCAGCUAUCAAUAUGCAAUCCCUUUUUUGCUGAAAUGGCAUUAGACUUUCUGGUGGACAUGUUUAAUGAUGAAAUCGAGGAUGUACGACUGAAGGCUAUUGAUAGUUUGAGGAUGAUUUCAGAGCACAUUAUACUUCGGGACGAUCAGUUGGAAACAAUACUAGGCGCAUUGGAAGAUUUUUCACAAGAAAUAAGAGAAGGCCUUCACAGAAUGCUGGCAUCCUGCAGGAUGUCAACAUCUGAAGGACUGAAAAUGUGCGUGGAGAAACUAUUGGACAACCUGAAAAGGUAUCCUCAAGAUAAAAGAUCGACAUUCAGAUGUCUGCAAAGAGUUGGAUCGCAACAUCCAGAAUUAGUGUGGCAUUUGGUGCCGCAAUUCCUGAAUAUACAUCCGUUUUUUGAUACAGCUGAGCCAGAUGUUGAAAAUCCUCAAUAUAUUUGUCUUCUAAUUCUGAUAUUCAACGCUGCUCAGCAUAGUCUAACGAUUCUACCAUUGCUAGAACCACAUACGUUGCGGCAUUAUCUGUACCUUAGAGACACUAUGACUCAGUACGUGCCGGUAUUGAACCUUCCCGAUUUGAACUACAAUACUAUUCCAAGGCCGAUGUCGGUUCCAGAGAGUUUAAAGUUCUUGGAUAAUGUCAUUAGUAACUUGGAUAUUGCUGAAAGUCCUCUUAGGUAUGGUAAUUUGGUUGUUACAUCUGGAAAAAUAUUUUUGACAUAACUAGUUAAAAUUUAGAAAGCUGCAUUAUGCACCACCAUAAUUUGACAUUUAUUUGAUUGCCACCUUGUAUUGUUGGGAAUAAUAAAUCUUCUGACAAUCAAUAGCGUUCCAGAACAGUUUUCACCAAAUAUUGACUUAAAUCUAUUUCAUUCUUAGUUGAAAUUUAAUCAUGGUCAUUGGCAGCUGUAUUGAUUCAUUUCUAACUGCUUUGUGCAAAAAAAUUCAUACGAAACGUCGUAGUUGCUAGGAAGUAUGAAGCAGUGAGAGUUAUGCAUCUGUCACUUGAUCUUGCAGGAUGUUUUGAAUGUCAGAUGUUUCUAGUUCAACGUUUGUGGAAUCGUCGUUCAAACAGCAACAGGGUCCAUACAACACUGUUGCAAACUGCCAAAGAACACCUUCAACGUCUCAGCGAAAUGGAUUCCACAGUAGCGGGCACAGCUCGUUUCACCGCCCUGUACAUUGCAGCACAGUUAGAAAUUUCCCAAAUCUUGGAGCGUGGUUUUUGGGCCAAUCCUGGAGCUCUAGCCACUCAACAGGCCAAUCAUCUGAAAACUAGCAUCGAACAUCUGUUGCAAUUGUGUUUGCAAUUACAGUUCUUUUUUGUUGGUUUAAGCCCCGUGGAGCAGUGUGCUGUUAAACAGUUUAGGCUAAGGGCUUUGGCGGUUAAUUUGGUGUACAUUGUCAAAGGAAGCAAUGCAUCAGCUCUCGCCCCGUGUCACCAUUUUCUGACAGUAGUUGAAGAUAUGCAGAAAGAACUUAGUUCAGCAAAUUUAGAACCCGAUCACUUCACGGCACUUGUUUUUUCUGAACUGGCUCAGCUGGAAGAACCAAAACCUGGAGCUGUUUCGAGGAUUUUAAUACCAAUUCUAUCCGAAGCUAAGCUUGGGAAGGUACCGCGGCCAAAUAUCAAUAUAAGGAUGAGUUCUGCGACGAUCUUAGAACCAAGUGGCCAAACAGACACAUCUUUGAAGUUCACUGCUGGUCUCAUCAUGUCAGUUCCAUUCGAAGCUGAGCUCAGGCAUUUGAUCGACCCAGCCAGAAUAAGACUGAAAAUUAAGUAUCCUGAUCAAAAAACGCAGAUCAUUUUGCCGAGACCAGCGCACUUGAAACCUUUGAGUUAUGAUGACACGGACAAAGAAUCACAAAUUGGACACAACAUUCGGCUGUUAACCUCCGUACUGAUUUCGCAUCAAGUGUGGUCUGAGGCAUGUGAUGUUGACAUUAACAUUGCCUUGGCCAUACCUGAAGCUGAUAUUGGCAAAAGAAAAACUGUAGCUGAUUCUUCUCCAACAUUGCUAGACUUGUGCAAACCUGUCAAGGUUAGUGUUGCACCAAAACCUAUCAAGAAAACUUUGUAAAUAUGUAAUCAAUAUUUUUCAUUAUGGUUUAGUUAAUAAAAGUAUACAGUAUUUUUGUUGAAAACAUGGAGUCCAAUAAAAUAAUUCUAUAGUUCCC
Messenger RNA from Acanthoscelides obtectus, 3605 nucleotides. The record is from the annotation of a GenBank genome assembly. Lineage: Eukaryota; Metazoa; Arthropoda; Insecta; Coleoptera; Chrysomelidae.